UGCAACACUGCCGAUUGCCAUAUUGCUUCCGAGUGCGUCACAUGUUUACGUAUCUGCGUUGCUCGUUGAUGCUAUAAACUCUGACAGCAUUUAGUCAAGGUUAACAGUGGAUGUAUCUUGCUUACGUGUUAUUCCACGUGUUCGACUUUAGUUCUCAUACCUUUGUUUCCAAGCAUAUAGAAAGAAAACAGUUGUCUUACUUGCAUUAUUUGUGGCGGAAGCUUGUGGCUCGCCUAUUUGCUAGCCAAGGAGAGUUAGCAUCACUGGUCUUUACUCACACUGUCCAUCAUUGGGACAAAAAAAAAAUAAAAAGAGUUCCAAAUGCGCCUUAAGGAGCCCCUGCCCUUGACAGCCGCCAACAUGACUAAGCGGACAAAUAAACCUCGAAAACCUCGAGAUGACGAAUCAUCAGAUGAAGUCAGUGGGUUGACUUGCCAACAUGUGACGAAGGCAGUGGACUUAAGCUUGGUGAAGAAAUCUGUGUUGUCCAGCUUGUGGUUGGUGUGUUCUGAGUGCCUGAAGGAAAGAACCAUGAUCAAGAGUGAGCCAGCAGGAUUUCAAGACAUCUUAGUUUGCCUCAAGUGUGGUUUCCAAGGCUGUAACCACUCAGGGAUUGAACAUGCUGUCAAGCACCACCGAGAUUUCCAUCCCGAGUCUCAUUGCAUCACCAUAAGCUUGAGCACCUGGAAAGCCUGGUGUUUUGAAUGUAAUGAGGAGCUCUCCACUCAUUGUAACAAAAAGGCGUUGGCCCAGACUCUGGAUUUUCUACAGAAGCACUCUGUCAAGGUGACAUCAGCAACAUCAAUCAAGAUACCGAAAUUGAGGGAGGAACCCUCUGAUUGUAAUGACCCCUCAAGAGGCAAAAGCUCACUCAUCAACAAUGGCUUCGUUCCUGUUAAAGGCAUCAAUAACCUCGGCAACACCUGCUUCUUUAAUGCUGUUAUGCAGAAUCUGUCCCAAACUCAUAUGCUCAUUGACCUCAUCCAGGAAGUGAAGGAGAAAGGGUAUAAACUAAGGAUCUGCCCACCAGUUGAGAGCAAUCUGGCCCCGUUAGUAGCAAUGCUGCCCAGUCCUGAGCCCCUGACUGCAGCCAUGCUUCUCUUCCUCCAGUGCAUGAAAGAACCAGGAAAAGGUCCAGUUAAUCCCAAGAUCCUCUUUAAUCAGCUCUGCCAGAAGGCUUCACGCUUUAAGGGGUAUCAACAACAGGACAGCCAGGAGCUCCUUCACUAUUUGCUGGACUCCAUACGAGUAGAGGAAACUAAAAGGGUGAAGGCAGGAAUCCUCAGGGCUUUUAACAAUCCCACUGAGAAGACGGCAAAUGAGGAAACCAGGCGUAAAGUCAAAGCAUAUGGAAAGGAAGGUGUAAAGAUGAACUUCGUUGACCGCAUCUUUGUUGGAGAGCUGACCAACACCAUUAUGUGUGAAGAGUGUGAACAUAUCUCGACAGUUAAGGAAGCUUUCAUAGACAUCUCUUUACCCAUCAUAGAGGAACGUAUAUCAAAACCAUCUAACAGUGUCAGGCCAGUGAAAGGAAGUCGGGAGCAGGAAACCAACACAGUGGUCUUUUCCACUACAAACUCAGCCACCAAAAACACCAGGAAGCUGAGUGGACAGAAACAUUGUGGCAGGAGGUCUUCCAGUUCUGUGGAUGGAAAGGGGGCAGGCUGCUGUGUGGAACAACCCCACGAAGAGGGAAUUGCAAGUGGAUCAGCCCGCGGUGUCUCUGCUCACAAGAUGGGCACUUGCGGAAGCCUCUCAGAUGGCAGUGAGAGAGGCUCUGGUCCUCAGGACAGCAGUAACGAUGCUGACAGCGAGGCUUCAGAGACCGAGUGGGCCCCGCACACUUACUGCUCCAGUCAUGUCCAAUCUCACCCAACACCCACUUUCAAUUCAUCCAUUGUAUCUGUUCCUACAUCACCAUCAUCCUCUUCCAAGCAAGUUGAUACUGUCGAGCCUCUUGUAAGUAGUUUGUCAAAGGUCAGCCUUGGCUGUAGUUCAGGGGACAGCACUCCCUCUUUGCGAUGUUCUCCGGAAGAACCAGAGGAAACAAAAUCCCGAGAGAAUCUCCGCCAUCAUUACCACCAGGGGGCAUUCCAGGCACUCUCCCAAAGUUACAAUCCUGGCUCCAAGGAGUGCUCCAUCCAGUCCUGCCUCCACCAGUUUACCUCUGUGGAACUUCUGAUGGGCAACAACAAGUUGCUUUGUGAGAGCUGCACUGAGCGCAGACAAAAGCAGAUGCGCAAGAGCAGCUCAGCUGAGAAAAAGGUGGAGAAGAUUUAUACCAGUGCAAGAAAACAAAUGCUCAUUUCUUCACUUCCUCCUGUGAUCACGCUGCAUCUGAAACGCUUCCACCAGGCUGGGAUGAAUCUACGAAAGGUGAACCGCCAUGUUGACUUUCCUUUGAUCUUAGAUCUGGCCCCAUUUUGUUCAGCAUCGUGCAAGCAGAAUCUCCUGCAUGGCGACAGUGUCCUUUACAGCCUGUAUGGGAUUGUAGAGCAUAGUGGCUCAAUGCGUGGCGGUCAUUACGCUGCGUAUGUAAAAGUCCGUGCUCCCCAGAAGAAAACAGAGCAUCACAGAAACUUGUCAGUUGCAAAGGACUAUAGCAGCAGUUCCCAGGGCCAGUGGUUCUACAUCAGUGAUACUACGGUCCAAAUGGUGCCAGAGUCCAGAGUUCUUCUCUCUCAAGCAUAUCUGCUGUUCUAUGAGGAAAUUAUAUGAUCUGACAAAUUUCAUACAGGACAUUUAAUCUGGCUAGUGUCAUGUUUUCAUCUCUUAAGGAUUGGAAAAGGGAAACAUUGGCAAUUCUUUCAUAAAUUCAUACUUCUAAAUCGUGAAAUGAUCUAGAUUAACAUUUGAACAUGAGGUUACGUUGUGAUUGGCUUUUGGUUUUUAAUUGCUUGUUGUGCUCACUGGUCGGAUGAGUCCGACACGUUAAUAACACAAGGUGUCAGAGGUUAAUUUAGUAAACAUGACGAUCAGAUGCUACCGUUUGAUCGUCAUGUUUACCGUUUGAGAAAACAGCUCGAGCCAUUUAUUCACAGUCAUUAAUACCUAAGAUAUAGUAGUCAAAAUUCACAUAAUACUGUUUGACUUGCUACACGUAGCAAAUUAAAGGAUUUGCAAAACAGUUGUAGAAAGGUCGUACAAUCAAUUUUUUCCCUUUUGCGCAAAAAUAUUUCAGUGCAUCACAUUUGCCAAAGAUCAAGUCAUAUCCAAAAAUGAAAACCAAAGUAUUUUUCUGCCUUAACUGGUUUUUUUUUUUGUCUAUUUAAGGCAGUCCUUUGUGGCACAUGCAAAAUACUGUUGAUCGUUUAAAUCUGAUUGCCUUCAUUGCACAGUAUUUCACCUCUACUGUAGUAGCAAACAACCAGACACUUAAAAUGUCGACCCGCUACUAUUGGUAAGAUUUUACCAAACAAUCAGUCAAUGAUAAACUGAGGCUUCAAGCCUUACUAGUAAAACAACAUAUUUGUGUAAUAUGCAUGGGAUCAAUGUUCUAAUUUAUUUAUUGAUUAUUCUUGCAUCAUAAAAAGAGACUUUAUAAAUAUAUUUUUUUGGUCUAAAAAUUUGCCAAAAGGGAGUUGAUUGGCAUAAUAGAGAUUUAGAGCUUUUUUGUUAAUACAUAAGAUUCCACAAAUUCAGUGCCUAUGCCAAUUGUUAUGAAACAUGCAUGGUGAAAAGAAACACAUGCAGAAUUAAAUGCCCUAAUGGCUACUGUAUGUGACAUUCAUCUCCAUUGAAGUUUGUAAGUGUGUAAUACACUUGUGCGAUAUGUCGCGGCAUGCAGGAUUUCUCCUUGAGGCAAAUAUUUUUUGUAGGACAUUUCAUCUUGAAAUAAUGAACUCUUGUUGGACAUAGAGUAUUACAAAUUAAAUAAAUGUAUGGACAAAAUCUUCAAAAGUCUGUAUUUUAGCCACAACAGCCAGAAUAAAAUGCAGGGCAUGAUGAAAAUGA
Molecule: messenger RNA, 3954 nt
Organism: Hippocampus zosterae (dwarf seahorse)
Lineage: Eukaryota; Metazoa; Chordata; Actinopteri; Syngnathiformes; Syngnathidae
Gene: usp45
Product: ubiquitin specific peptidase 45
Exons: 18
Coding region: 322-2718 (798 amino acids)
Biological process (GO): protein deubiquitination
Molecular function (GO): cysteine-type deubiquitinase activity; zinc ion binding
Source: RefSeq, a predicted model, not a curated record